Aspergillus ochraceoroseus IBT 24754 is the source of this 2076-nucleotide messenger RNA. It is a transcript of the gene gta1, whose product is annotated as glutaminase GtaA. The transcript has 8 exons. NCBI's taxonomy places the organism in Eukaryota, Fungi, Ascomycota, Eurotiomycetes, Eurotiales, Aspergillaceae. The record is from RefSeq and is a predicted model, not a curated record. Bases 1 to 2076 code for a protein of 691 amino acids.
AUGUAUCUUCUUUCUCUGGGUAUACUGGUCGCGCUUUUAGUCACUCUCACAGGAGCUACCUCGACAUUCUCUCCUGCUAGGCCACCCGCCUUGCCUUUGGCGGUUAAGUCUCCGUAUUUGAAUACCUGGCUGUCUGCGGGACGUGACGGUGGUAAUGGAGGGUACUUGGCCGGAGAAUGGCCAACCUUUUGGGAGGGUCAAAUAACUGGAUGGGCGGGCUUAAUUCGUGUUGAUGGCAGCGUUUACACGUGGAUGGGACUCCCCGGCUCAACCACUGUGAAUCAAACUGCCUAUGAAUACACGUCGACGAAGAGCAUCUUUACGAUGCAUAUCGAGGAUGCAGUCGAAAUGAAAAUUACAUUUCUAUCCCCUAUUACUCCUAAUGAUUUGCGACGUCAGUCGCUUGUAUUUUCGUACCUUGAUGUGAGUGUUUCAUCUCUGGAUGGGCAGUCUCACGAUGUGCAGGUGUACACGGACAUCUCAGCAGAAUGGAUAUCUGGGGACCGCUCUGCCAUCGCACAGUGGGAUUUUGGUGUAACCGGUGAUGGGGUUGCCUAUCACAAGGUUCAUCGCCAGACGGCGCUUCUUUUUUCUGAAAACAGGGACCAGGGAGAAUGGGGAGACUGGUAUUGGGCGACAGACAACGAAACUAGUCUCACAUAUCAGACGGGAGCAGACGUUGAUGUUCGGGGAACUUUCUCCAGCAGCGGAAAGUUAAAUAAUUCCAAUGACGCUAACUAUAGGGCUAUUUCUACAAACUGGCCGGUAUUCGGCUUUGCUCAUGACCUCGGGUCUGUUAAUUCGGCCUCGAGUGUCCUAUUCUCUAUAGGAUUGGCCCAGACUGACGCAAUUCAAUACACCGGUAACACCAGUAGCCUUGCUCCAGUACCUUCCCUAUGGACAAGCUAUUUUCAUACUGCUUUGGACGCUCUUGACUUCUUUCAUCAUGACUAUGAGGAGUCCAAUAGGCUUUGCUCAAAUCUAGAUGAUCAAGUUGCGCGAGACUCAAUUGCCGCCGCCGGACAGAAUUACUUAACCAUCACGUCGCUGAGUGCGCGGCAGGCAUUCGCUGCGACCCAGCUUUGUGGGACACCAGAGAACCCGUAUCUGUUUAUGAAGGAGAUAUCUUCCAACGGCAACAUGAAUACAGUCGACGUGAUCUUCCCCGCUCAUCCGGUCUUCUUGUAUACUAACCCAGAGCUCCUGAACCUCAUCAUGAAGCCACUUUUUGAAAUUCAAGCGUCAGGGCAUUACCCCAAUGCCUAUGCCAUGCACGAUAUUGGUGCUCAUUACCCUAAUGCGACGGGACAUCCUGAUGGCAACGAUGAGCCAAUGCCUCUGGAAGAGUGUGGAAAUAUGGUGAUUAUGGCUCUGGCUUAUGCACUGAAAUCCAAAGACACAGAUUAUCUUACCGAGCAUUACUCCUUGCUGAGACAAUGGACAAAUUACCUGGUGGAUGACGCUCUGUAUCCAGCCAACCAGAUUUCCACGGACGAUUUUGCUGGCCCUUUGGCAAACCAAACCAACCUGGCAUUGAAAGGGAUCAUUGGAAUCGAAGCCAUGUCGGUCAUUGGCAAUAUGACUACGAACACAGCGGAUGCAAACAAUCUAACCAACUACGCACACGAUUAUAUCACCAACUGGCAGACCUUGGGAAUCGCUCGUAACACAGACUACCCGCACGCAACCUUGUCGUACGGAUCUAAUGACUCUCACGGACUGCUUUACAACCUGUAUACGGAUCGAGAACUGGGCCUGAACUUAGUCCCACAGUCAGUGUACGAUAUGCAGAGCGCUUUCUACCCAACUAUCAAAGAGACGUUUGGUGUGCCGCUCGAUACCAGGCACCAAUACACUAAAGCGGAUUGGGAACUUUUUGCGGCUGCAAUCGCAUCGACCAGCACCAGGGACAUGUUCAUCAGUCUGCUGGCCGACUGGAUUAAUGAGACGCCUACCAACCGCGCUCUUACCGAUUUGUACGAUACGGUAUCUGGAGACUAUCCGCAAAUAACAUUUAUUGCUCGGCCGGUAAUGGGUGCCGCCUUCGCUUUGUUACUUUUGAAUGAGGGCAUGUGA